Molecule: messenger RNA, 3522 nt
Organism: Chara braunii
Lineage: Eukaryota; Viridiplantae; Streptophyta; Charophyceae; Charales; Characeae
Source: the annotation of a GenBank genome assembly
CCAGAGAAGCAGACGAGGCCUAUCACGCCCGGAUGCUGGCCUGGAGUACCGAAACAAAGAGACGGGCAGAUGACACAGCAACAGCAGCGAAGAAGAAGGCAGAGGACGCCGAGCAGGCACGUCUGCUGGCAAUUGAACAACAGCGCCAGCAUGACGAGGCAACAGCAAAGGCUGCCGAUGAAGAAGGAAUCCAACGUCGUGAGAAGAUAUUUAACAGAGAGCAGACCUUGCUCACAAUGGCAGCGGAAUGGCGGACCGAGGCCGAGAAUGGCAAGAUGGAGGAUAGCGAAAAUAAGAUCGCUCUACUCCUCUCCCAUCUCACGGACCUCCUGGCGACAUGCAUUACACAGCAGGAGGACAUUGACAGCCUCGACGACUCGCUGGCUCAAGUCCACGGCCGCCUCCGGCAGCUGGAGCAGCGACCUGUCGCCGCCCCCGAUACAAGCUCUUCCAACACCUCCGAUCGCCUCGAAGCAUUGGAGAUGGACGUCGGCUCCCUCAAGGACGGCGCGCAGUUACAGCAGACCGCAACGCAACAGUUGGAACAACGGAUCUGCACUGCCGCCAACCACUCGAGUUCGGAACUAUGCGAGACAGCUCCAAAGUUCGACGGGCAGGAGAUCUUCUGCGACUCGACAAAGACAGAUCCAAUUUCAUGGUUCCGCAAGUUCGAGCUCACACUGCAGCUACACUACGUCAAAGAACACAAGCACCACACGUACUUAUACUCCCGCUCGGGGGGCGCAUGCCAGGCAUGGUUGGACAAUCUCUUGUCCAAGUCCGGAGUGGUAGCUGCCGACUUGCACACCAAGAUCAGUUGGGAUGAUCUGAAGGCGGCGUGGCACAAGCGGUUCCAUGUAGAGCCGCUGGAGAUCAAGGCAAUGGACAAGCUAAUGGUCUUCGAACAAGGCACGCUGCCGAGUGUCGACUGGAUUGCCGAGUACCAACGCUUGACAUCAGUCCCGGACAUCCAAAUGGGCUUCAAAAACAUCCGCCACUAUUUCAUCUCAAGGUCCUGUCCAGCAUUAAGCAAUGCCCUGACUCACGUCGAGGACACCGUGACGACAACGACGAAACUCUUUGACAAGGCCGCGCAGAUUAUCAUCACGAACAAGGAAGCUAAGAACCUGCGUCCGUCUGCGCCAGGCCCGAGCAGAGACCAGCAUCGGCCAAGAGUGGCUGUGGUCGCGGCGACAACGCCGUUUGACCAAACUUGUAGCGAGGCCGUGUCUGCCAAUGAAGGAGACAGUCUCGCAGCCGCCCGGGAAGUGGUGACGGCCAAAUCAUUCCGGGCGACUUGCGUUUACGAGCAGCCCGAGGAGAUCGGCCUAUGUUUCCUACGGACCGUCCCGGUAGCCGACUCUUCACCCACAGACUUGUCUUCGGACCCCCGGGUGGUGCGAUUGCUGGACGAGUUCGCCRACAUCUUCGAGUCACCUACCGGUGUGGUGCCGGAUCGGCCGAUCUCUCACGAGAUCAUUCUUGAGGCCGGUGCCGUGCCGCCGAAAGGUUGCAUCUAUCGGAUGAGCGAGGAGGAGCUUGAGGUCCUCCGCGCACAACUCGACGAUUUGUUGGCCAAGGGUUGGAUCCGCCCUAGUAGCUCCCCAUAUGGAGCACCAGUUCUCUUCGUUCGGAAGAAGAACAAGGAUCUACGUUUAUGCAUCGACUACCGCAAGCUCAACGCGCAAACCGUCAAGAAUGCGGGGCCUCUUCCUCGCAUCGACGAUCUUCUUGAGCGAUUGGGCGGUGCAAAGUAUUUUUCUAAGUUGGAUUUGAAAUCGGGAUAUCAUCAAAUCUCGAUCUGGCCGAAUGAUUGCUACAAAUCCGCGUUCAAGACGUGGUACAGGCAUUUUGAGUGGGUGGUCAUGCCUUUUGGCCUCACCAACGCCCCAACGACCUUUCAAGCGGCAAUGACCAACGAGUUCCGUGCAAUGUUGGACCGGUUCGUGCUGGUCUACUUAGACGAUAUUCUCGUUUAUAGCCGGACAUUGGAGGAUCAUCUUGGGCAUCUUCGACGAGUGUUGGAGACGCUCCGACGCGCCAAGUACAGGGCCAACCGCGACAAGUGCGAAUUUGUCCGACAAGAGCUGGAAUACUUGGGCCAUUUUGUCACACCGGAGGGCAUCAGUCCGCUAUCGGACAAGAUUCAAGCCAUCCAAGAGUGGUCGGAGCCUCGUAACGUCACAGAUGUCCGUUCGUUCCUUGGCCUCGCCUGCUACUACCAACGUUUUAUGAAAGGGUACUCGAAGAUCGCAACCCACUUGACCAAGCUUCAAUGCGAGGAUCGACCGUUUGACUUCGGAGAGGAGGCGCGGGAAUCAUUUUUGGCUCUCAAAGCCGCGCUAUUAUCUGCGGAGGUCUUGCGGAUAUACGACCCGCUUUUGCCUACGCGCGUCACUACGGAUGCGUCAGGCUAUGGCAUUGGUGCAGUCCUCAAGCAACAUGAUGGUGUGGACUGGCACCCGGUCGAGUAUUUCAGCAAGAAAGUGCCCAUCGUGCAUUCCAUUGACGAUGCACGCAACAAGGAGCUCCUCGCCUUCGUCCACACGCUCAAGUGGUGGCGGCACUUCCUCCUUGGUCGAAGCCAAUUCCGAUGGGUAACGCACAACAAUCCGUUGGUCUUCUAUAAGACCCAAGACACCGUCAACAACACCAUCGCUCGAUGGAUGGCUUUCAUCGACCAGUUCGACUUCUUUCCCGAUCACAUUCCCGGGAAGUCGAACCGUUUUGCGGAUGCUCUUUCACGGCGUCCGGAUCAUUGUACCGCGGUCUACUCAACCUUCGAGAUCGACGAUGACCUGCGGAACAGCUUCAUCCGCGGCUACCAAGUCGACCCCGAGUUCCGCGACAAGUACGCGAAUCGCUCCUCUCCUAAUCCGGCGCCUUCUCACUACCGGAUCCAAGAGGGAUACUUGCUUGUCCACACACGGGGGAAGGGCCUUCUUUGCGUACCGAGUGAUCCACACUUGCGUACACGGCUUCUUGGCGAGUUCCACGAUGCUCCCGCCACCGGAAACUUUGGAGUCAAUCGCACGAUUGGCCGACUUCGCGAGCGAUUUUGGUGGCCCGGCCUUCUUGGCGACGUCACACGCUAUUGCGAGUCAUGCAAGGUUUGCCGACGCUGCAAAUCCCGCAACCACCGUUCGUACGGCGAGUUACGACCAUUACCGAUCCCUUUGAGGCGAAGGGAAGCGAUUGCCAUGGACAUUACCGGCCCGUUCCCCAAGCACAAGACCGGCAUGGAUGGGAUUCUCAUCGUGGUCGACCGACUCACCAAGUUUGCCAUGUUUUUGCCUUUCCGUAAUCAUGCCAAGGCACCGGAGUUGGCCGAGGACCUACACGAGAGUACCUACUGGAAACUUCGAAUAAAACCUAUGCACAGGGGCAAGAAUGCAAAUCAGUACCGGAACCAGGCGCUUAGACUCGUGAAUCCUUCCAUAUGAAGAUCGACAGGUCCGAGUACAGGGGGAAGAAUGGGAUAGUACCGGGAGCAAGCGCUGAGAUGCGUGAAUGCUUUCAUAC